Molecule: messenger RNA, 4960 nt
Organism: Drosophila albomicans
Lineage: Eukaryota; Metazoa; Arthropoda; Insecta; Diptera; Drosophilidae
Gene: brun
Product: protein brunelleschi
Exons: 10
Coding region: 460-4437 (1325 amino acids)
Cellular component (GO): trans-Golgi network
Source: RefSeq, a predicted model, not a curated record
UCUUUCGAGUAGACAUUCACAAGGACUAGCACGCAGCUGAGCACUGAUUUUGUACUUUGCAAAAAAUUAAUUCAUACGGUUUUCUUUAUGGAUUUUCACGGCAAUAAUUAAUUGUAAAGCGCAUAUACACAUAGACGCAAGCAAAAACUUCUGUGGGACACGUGUGCAGCAAGUAAAAGUAGCACCCAGGCAACAUCAUCAAAUCAGAAGCGAAAGCAAAAGUCAAAAGGGGAGGCGAUUCGAUGUUAUCGCUGCUUGCUACGACGACGACAAAGUUGCUGCUGCCCUCAUCUAUUAGUUUGCGACACAAUGGCAAUUAAUUGAGGCACGACGAAGUCAACAAGCAAUGUCGAGCUCUUGCUGCAUCGCCACUUAACAACAACAAACUGUGCAUGGAAAUGUGCAAAUGAGACGUAAAUCUGCAAAGCGAAAACCCAAGAGAGAGUUAGUUGAAAGUAAAUGCGUGCCACAGUUGCUGGAGCGCAGUCCCAUGCCCCAAGCGUGGAGCCCGUUAUGUCACGCCUGGACUAUGAACAGAACGCACUUCAUCACAGCUGUCUGCUGGUGCUGCUGCGUGGCGUCGGACCCUCCCGUGCCCGCAUCCUACAGCGGGCCUUCGAGAAGGUGCGACGUGUCAACAACAUCAAAGUGACGGAUUCUAGUGGAGUAGUGCGCACUAUUUAUUUUCGCUUCAUUCACGAGCAUCCCGUGGAACACAAUGAUUGGGGCGACUUUCAGACGCAUCGUCGUCUGCUCGGCUUGAUAACAAUUGGCAAAUUCGAGAAUCAAACGGAACUCAAUGAGCUGUGUCGUCACCAUGAAUCGCUUAAAGUGCGUUAUGGCGGCACACUCUAUGAAUCGCGUGCCAUAUUCUUUGGACCAGAUGCAGCGUCGAGUGAAUCCUUGGCAAUUCAAAACAAAGCUGGCAUUACUACGGUUGAUAAUGCACAAGCAGAUGGCAACACAGAUUUGGUGGUGCUCAAGGAGACUCAGCAUCCUCUCGCCGCUACUCGAUUGCAGGAUGAGUUCACAACACCUUCCAAUUUCAAGUCGCAGGCAUUUUUCUAUCGUGAGCAGGACAACUGCAUUGACCUAGAGACGCGUGUGAGCGACUUUCUCAAUGCUUUGUUCUGGGUGUUGGAGUCGAGGCGCUUGGAACGCUCACGGGAAAGAGCCGAGAAGGUCAGUUUACUGCUGGCGCCGUUUGAAAAACGCGACUUCGUCGGCUUGGACAUGGAGUCGCGCAACAAUCGUAAGCGUUGCGUUGGUCGUGUCAUGAAAAAUCUGGCGGAUCUCUCGCUGCAGGCUGGUCUACUGGAUGACGCUUUAAGCUUGUAUCACAAUGCCAACGAGACACUACGCUCGGUGGGCGAUUCACUGUGGGUGGGCGCCAGCGAGGAAGGAUUGUGUGCAGCCUCCGCUGUGAUAUUGUAUCCACAAAUGCGUGAGAUUGAGACGCUGCACAGGAAUGCAUCGUUGCAGGAAACAGGCACUUCGCCGCUACGCAACACUCCAGAAAAGUGGAGAGCAAGCGAUGCUACCAAGAAAAUCAAUACGCCGGCCAAUUGUGCGGAUGCCAUCACGUCGAAUUCAUCUUCCUGCUCAUCGGUUUCAUCAUUAUUGACCAACAACUCGUCGGCAUCCGGCACACCAACCACAUCGUCCUCCUCCUCGACAUCGACAAUAUCGGCCACGCCAUUUGGCCAUCAACGCAAUGGCGAAUUGCCGGGCAACAUACUCAAGCCGGAGGAGAUUACCAACUAUUACCGCAAGGCAAUAAUUAACUAUAGCAAGUAUCGACAUGCAGCCACCAUUGAGACAGAAGCUGCCCUCAAAGCCACUCGCAUUUGCAUCGAACAAAAUCGUCCACUAGACGUUGCCAUGUUUCUGCAAAACAUUUUGUACAUCAAUCUGAGUUUGAGCGAAGCGGAGCGUGUAAAACGCUUUGAAAUUAUGACCGAGCUGUAUCAACAAAUUGGUUAUCAACGCAAAGCGGCAUUUUUCCAGCGCCUGGCAGCUCUCAAGCAUGUGCAGCAGGGCAGUCAAGCGCCGGAUUGGACGCAAAGCUAUCGACUAAUGCUAGGCAGCUUCACAGGCUAUCUACUGUCACUCGAUCCACUCGAAGUGCUAGAGAAUGCUGCCGGCUGGCCAGCAUUGCAAAUAGAUUUGGCACAAAAUCUAAUAACGGCUGCGCGGCGUUUGGGACAAUCGGCAUUGGCCACGCGCCACAUGACGUUCCUGCUGCAGACCCAAUGGGAUAACAUGACCGCCACCGAGCAAAGCGAAAUGGCUGUGCAGUUGCAGAAUCUAAGCGCACAAUGCGAAGGCUCCCCAGUGCCGUUAGUACUGGACAAUGGAACUGUGAUACCGCCCGCAAAUCUUACCGAUUUGCCCUAUUGCAUGGAGAUGGUGGUCAAAGAUUUGCCCGCACAUUUGCGGCCGCAACGCAUCAAGAUUGCCAAAGCCGACAGCGGCCCUUUUCUUUUUACCCCCAUACACUUUAAUUCAGUGGAUCGACGCGACAAGAAGAAGGACAAGAACAAAAUAGCCUUUCUGUGGGUGCAAAACGAUCUCAGCGAGGUGUGCGUUCGCCUGCGCAAUCCGUUGCCAUUUGAACUGGCAGUCACCGAUAUGCGUCUUCUUAGCAAUGGCGUUGUCUUUGAAUCGCUGCCACAGACCGUCAUCUUGCAACCACAUGUGCCAACAAAUGUCGCAUUGCAUGGCACGCCUAUAGAGACUGGGCAACUAGAUUUGCAGGGCUAUAGCACGCAUACACUAGGAGUCAAGUCCAAUUGUCGCUUGAAGCACAUGCGUGGACGCCAUUUGCCGCCCAACUACUUGGUGGAUGUCAUUCCAGCGUUGCCACGCAUCUCGGUGAAAACAUCGCUGCCACAGACGGCAACAUUUAGCAAUAUGAACAAGUCGGAUAUUGUGGUUACAUCGGCAAGCUUGACGCUCUACAAUGGCGAAUCCUCCAGCUGUACCAUAACCAUUCAAAACGAGAGCAACACCCUGCCACUGGAGCAUUUGGAAGUGAAUAUCAACUCGAACGUGGAGCAGGAGUUGCAGAAGAAAAUGUUUCGCAUCGAUGAGCAGGCGCUGCAGGCUCAGCUGCCAGUUGCUCCACAAGGCACACUCGAAUUCGUGGUUGAUAUUUACGCGGAAGCGGACUUUGUUUGCCCCAUGCCACCGGGGUCGUUAAAUACCAGCGCUGAUUACGGACCGUCUUCGAUGCCACACUAUGCCAGCAUAUCGACGUCGGGACAUGCCAGCCUGCCUGUGGGCAUCAGCUCGCCGCAGCAUCGUCGCCAGGACUUGCAGCAUGUUACAGCGCGUUCAACAAUUGCCGCUGCUCAGCAUUCAUUGGCGGCAUUGAAUCUGCAGCCAGGCGGAGCAGAUGGAUCGUCCAGCUUGCGGCCACAGCAGCUGACGCAGCAUAUUGAGGCACAGUUGCGACUCAAAUACUCAGGCGGUGAGGCGCUGGUUGCUGGCUACUGUCGACAAUGCGCUGUAUCCUUGAAUCUGGAGCUGAUUCCCAGUGCGCAGAUCACAAGCUGGGAUGUGUUGCCUGCUGAAAUACCUUCGCAGUUCUAUUUGGUGUUGGAUAUAUCGAAUUUAACCGCUCAAGAAAUGUCGCUCAAUUACACGGAAAACAAGAACAUACUCAUUGAGGCCAAAGAAAGCUGUCGGGUUCCCAUUCCCGUCGAUCGCUGCUCGCUGGAACAGGUUUGCGCUGCACGGGCAGCCGAAGUUGCCGAGAAUCUGGAACGCGAACUGUGUUUUCGCACGCAACUCUUGUCGUUUAGCGAUGCACUCAGCAAGCUGUGCUCUACACACAUCGCAGAACGCGUUAAGAUUAAUUGGCUGUUGACCGGUACUGACAUCCAAGGUGUUGCCUCGUUGCGCGGCAUUGUGCUCUCUCAUGGCAUGGUCGACUUGACUACCGUCUCUCCUCUUGAAUGGUCCAUAAGCUUCCAGGAUACGCUAGUGCAGCCGCACAGCGAGAUUGUGGCCACCGUUGGGCAGCGUGCACAGUUGAGCAUUAAUCUGACCAAUCAAUCUCUGCAACCGCUCAAGAAUUUGGUAUUAACUGUCAAGUUUUACCAGGACUAUUUGAAUGGCAUGGAAAACUACAACCUCGAAACGCGAGUUGCCAUUUCUGGGCCAAAUAGAAUUACAAUUCCUGUUUUGGAGAAGCAAGCGCAGACGCAGCACAAUUGUUCCGUCAUUUUCUUUACGCCGGGUCGCUUCAAGACCAGUAUUGAGUGCGUAACCAAGCCACAGACACAGCAGAAAAACAGUAUUCCAGGAUCAGGAUCAGGAGCAACAAACCCAACAAGUCAAUUAGAAACAAUGUCGACUUCGAGUUUUGAUGAGCAGCAGGCACACACUUGGAAGUUUAUACCACCCAUCGAGGUGACUGUUGUUGAGCAGUGAUUUGCGCGUAAAAAUUGUUAACACUUGUAGCUUAAUUUCGUUGUACUGUAUUCGUAUUUUGUUUAUGUACCGUAUGUAAAUUGUGUACUGUAAAUGUACCUAACUCCUUUAUAGUGUUCUAUGAUCGCAUAGCCAAGUUAAUCUGUGUAUAUAUGAAUAUGCAAACUAUAUACAAUACUAUAUAGAUAUAUAUAAAUAACUACUACAUAAACAGCUAAGCUUUGUUGUAACAUGAAAAGCAAUUGUUUAUAAAAUAAAUAACAAAAGAGAAGGGAAGCAGAAGACAUAUUUAAGCUCAAAACGCACUAUGCUUUAUAGAGAUAUAAAUGCCAUACACAUGCUAAUAGCAUUACUAUUGAUUUACCACUAUAUAUAUUGUAUUGUAUGUGUGUAUAAAAGCUUCAAGCAAGUCGCAAGUUUAGUUUAGUUAGCCAAAUCUUUACUCUACUAUCCACUCCCAAUUCAAUUCUCAAUCAUGAAUCAUUUUACAAAAAAAACACAUACAUAUGAUAUAUGUAUAUAC